GGCUGAUGCCUUGUUUGGAUGUCCCCGAAAUCUUUGAAUCGGUUCAGUGUAUUGAGGCUAUUCGACAACUACCUCUUCAUAUCAAUCCUGACUAUUGGAUAAAUGGCAUCAAAUACUAUUCAUAAUGGAUUUCACGACAUUGCUAUCGUGCGGGGAACAGUUGACGACGUUCCGGCAGUCCUCCAUCUCCUAGAUACCGCAGUCAAAUGGCUGGUAUCUCGUGACAGAACUGGGCAGUGGGGAACAGGACCAUUUUCAGAGUAUCCACGACGCAUUGAACAACUCAAGGAAUUUGCAACAACCGGCCUUGGCCUCUGGCUCGCUAUCAAGCUUGCUGACGGCACGCCAAUGGACCAAAACCAACCUUCCAAUAUACUCACCAAAAUUGUGAACGGAGAAGCUUCAGGGUCCAUCAUAGGAGCACUUGCUGUUGGAGAGAGGAUGCCUUAUGUGACACCUGUCUCUGAACCUGAGCUUUACGUGCGAUUAUUGGUCACGGAUCGACAAUGGGCUGGUAACGAGAUUGGCAAACACCUUUUGGAACAUGCACGUGGUCUCGCCAACGGGGCUGGAGUCUCAUUACUACGGGUGGAUUGCUAUGCAGGUGGUGACGGCAGAUUGGUCCAAUACUAUGAGUCUCAAGGAUUUAAGCGAUUCGAAAGGUUGAAUCUCGAAGGAGGCUGGCCUUGUCAAGUACUUGCUCAGCAUUUACAUGAGGUGAAGGAAGAAUAGAGAUAUUGAUUCUUUUCUUUCCAGCCUGUUUAGUAGGUC
Messenger RNA from Penicillium samsonianum, 771 nucleotides. RefSeq names its product Acyl-CoA N-acyltransferase. Gene Ontology annotation, molecular function: acyltransferase activity, transferring groups other than amino-acyl groups. The record is from RefSeq and is a predicted model, not a curated record. The coding region runs from base 103 to 732 and encodes 209 amino acids. Lineage: Eukaryota; Fungi; Ascomycota; Eurotiomycetes; Eurotiales; Aspergillaceae. The transcript has 2 exons.